AUGCUUGUGAAAGCCACCAUUGAGAGGUACAAAAAGGCCAACAGUGACACAUCCAACUCUGGCACGGUUGCAGAAGUCAAUGCCCAGUUUGCUAUCUUAGGAGAACUUGGUGUGCUAUAUGGGGAAGCAAAGCAGCAGCCCACAACCCGACCUGUGACUCCAGAUGAAGGCACCACGAUGCACCAUAAUUAUCCCUUGGAAGCUCAGCUCCUGGACUCUAACUUCCUCUCAAUUUGUGCUCUGCUUGAUAUCAGUUCCUUGUAUGGCUGCUGCAUUGAUGCAAGUUGUAAUGUGCAGGGCUUCUGAGUUUGCACCCCACCGCUCGGACGGAGCAAGGAGGGGGCAUCAUCCACACCGUGGAGUUGGUUGAGCCUUGAGUGCGGCCUGGAGACGCAGGGCAUU
Triticum aestivum (bread wheat) is the source of this 402-nucleotide messenger RNA. RefSeq names its product MADS-box transcription factor 58-like. NCBI's taxonomy places the organism in Eukaryota, Viridiplantae, Streptophyta, Magnoliopsida, Poales, Poaceae. The transcript has 3 exons. The coding region runs from base 1 to 306 and encodes 101 amino acids. The record is from RefSeq and is a predicted model, not a curated record.